CCGUGCGAGUGUUGAUCAAACGCGCUGCUGGGAGGAGGCAUUACCGACAUUUCGUGUUUGACAGCCGGCUGGAGACACCUCUGCUUCAGGGAACAUUUUAACUCCACCACAAAUCCCGGUCCGGUGUCGCUGUUUUGCUCUCCUAGUGUAGCGAGAAGAGCAAGAAAGAAAGAAAGUCGUCUGCACGGGUUUGCUCCGCAGCGGUAGCCAGAGCUGAGCCGAAGCAGAGCAGACCCUGCCCUCCCUGAUCGGAGAGGGAAUCACGACCACAGUUCCAAAGACUCUGCUGCAUCAUGCAGACCUCUGUGCUUCUCGUUUCCCCGAUCCUCCUCCUGUGUCUCCUUAUCCCCAUCUGCUCCUCCCAGAGCGAAGGGGAACUCGUCGUGCAGACACAUGCCGGUCGAGUCCGCGGAAUUCGCAUGACGGUGCCAGACCGAAACCAUGUCACCGCUUUCCUGGGCAUCCCCUUCGGUGAGCCGCCAGUAGGGAAGCUGCGUUUCCGUCCUGCUGAGCCCAAGCGCUCUUGGGCGGAUGUGCAUGAGGCCAACGUGUACCCCAACGCCUGCUACCAGUUUGUGGAUACGUCGUUCCCAGGCUUCCAAGGCACUGAGAUGUGGAACCCCAACAGAGAGAUGAGCGAGGACUGCCUGUACCUGAACGUCUGGGUGCCUUCCUCACCAAGACCACACAACCUUACCGUCAUGGUGUGGAUCUACGGCGGAGGGUUCUACAGUGGUGCCUCUUCUCUGGACGUGUAUGAUGGCCGUUACCUAGCUCACAGUGAGACGGUCAUUGUGGUUUCCAUGAACUACCGUAUCGGUGCCUUCGGUUUCCUCGCUCUGCACGGCUCCAAUGAGGCUCCUGGCAACGUGGGUCUGCUGGACCAGAGGAUGGCACUGCAGUGGGUACAAGAUAACAUCCAUUUCUUUGGUGGAAACCCCAAACAGGUGACCAUCUUUGGUGAGAGUGCAGGUGGUGCUUCCGUCGGAUUCCACCUUUUGUCUCCAGACAGCCGACCUACCUUCACCAGGGCCAUCCUCCAGAGCGGUGUCCCCAACUCUCCCUGGGCCUCGGUGAGUCCCGCUGAGGCCCGCAGACGGGCCACGCUGCUGGCCAAACUGGUUGGCUGCAAUGGAGGCAAUGACACGGAGCUGGUAGACUGUCUGCGCAGUAAAUCCCCCCAGGAGCUCAUCGACCAGGAGUGGCAGGUCCUGCCGUGGUCCGCCCUCUUCCGGUUUUCAUUUGUCCCUGUUGUGGACGGCGAGGUCCUGCCCGACACUCCCGAGGCCAUGCUCAACUCAGGCAACAUUAAAGACACUCAGAUCCUGCUGGGGGUCAACCAGGACGAGGGCUCCUACUUCCUGCUGUACGGAGCACCCGGCUUCAGCAAGGACAACGAGAGCCUAAUCUCCAGAGAGGAGUUCCUGGAAGGUGUCAAGCUCAGCGUACCCCAUGCUAACGAUAUUGGCCUGGAGGCGGUGGUGCUGCAGUAUACUGACUGGAUGGAUGAGAAUAACGGGUUGAAGAACCGGGAAGCCAUGGACGACAUCGUGGGCGACCACAACGUCAUCUGCCCGCUGGCCCACUUUGCUCGCUCCUACGCCCAGCACAACGCCCUCAAAGCUAACAUGGGAGGAAACCCACAAGGCCUCUACCUCUACCUGUUCGACCACCGGGCGUCCAACCUGGCGUGGCCUGAGUGGAUGGGUGUGAUCCACGGCUACGAGAUCGAGUUUGUCUUCGGGCUGCCCCUGGAGAAGAGACUCAACUACACCCUGGAGGAGGAGAAACUGAGCCAACGCAUGAUGAAAUACUGGGCCAACUUUGCACGAACUGGAAAUCCCAAUGUGAACCAUGACGGGAUGAUGGACAACAAGAAGCGCUGGCCUCUGUUUACCGUCAGCGAGCAGAAACACGUCGGACUCAACACUGAACCAAUGAAAGUCCACAAAGGUCUGAGGAACCAGAUGUGCGCUUUUUGGAACCGCUUCCUGCCGCGCCUCCUCAACAUCACCGACAACAUAGACGAGGCAGAGCGCCAGUGGAAGGUGGAGUUCCACCGCUGGUCCUCCUACAUGAUGCACUGGAAGAGCCAGUUCGACCACUACAGCAAGCAGGAGCGCUGCACUGACCUCUAAGAGCCUCGGCGGAGACAUGAGAGAACGACGGGAAGGGGGGAAGGCAGAGAGAACAUGCUGUUGCCAUUUCCCUCCAUAGCCCCCUCAGUGAAGUCUAACUUCAUUAAAACAUUUUCCUUUUUUUUCAGUUUCACUCCUCACACAAACACACAGGCACUGUUUAUCUUUAUUUGUAUUAUUUAUACUAUUUAUUUAUGUGUUAUUUUUAUUUCUGUGUGUCUCUGUGGAAGCUAAGAAAGGGCUAUGGAGGGAAGUUGUCAUCAAUAAGGAGGAAUAUUACAAAUGUCAAAGAUGUGUCAUUACCUCGGGUGUGUGUGUGGGUGUGUGCGUGCAUAUGUAUGUAUGUGUGUGUGUGGCUUGAAAGCCCCCAGUUUAACUUAACAGGCCCAUGACACUGCACCACUGCUGGUUUACUGUUUGUUCUGUUGAUCUUCAUCUUUUGUUUCUGAGGAUUCCUUCUUUCCGACAUAUCAGGGUUUUUUUGUUUUUUGGACUCAACAACACUUUCUGUCAAGGCCUUUUUUGUUCAUGACUACUAUAAUGACCGCUAUUCCCAGUUCCUGCGUGUUCUGCUGCACUCUGUCUCGUGUAUUUCUCCUGUGGUAAAGCCAUAAGCUAUGUGAGAAAGGUCCAUGGAGCCGUGUAAACUGUUUGGUGCCUAAUUUAUAUUUUAGAAAGCUCACUUAAAUCCGCUUGACGUUUAACAGAAAUAACUCAUUUCUGAUAUUUAUGGCCCUGUGUCAGCGGUUUAAAACCAUACCUGUCACUGUCUUAUUUGCAUAUCAGCGUAGAUAAACAGGAAUUGGGUAGAGGGGGUGGGCAGAGGAACUGAAAAUGUCUACUGAUAAUGUAAAAUGGGAAAUGUGUUCAAAUGUCCUUAUCUGGUAACAGCUGCUCCCUUGAGUUAAAGUGAGGCAUUUCACCAUGGAUCAUUUUUAAUAAUAAUAUCUCUAACAACCACGGUUAUUAACCAUCAUGAAGUUAAUUCAGAAUGGCAAAUGAAGUGAUGUGGAUCAGCGGUUCUCAACUGAUCAAAUGUGAAUGCAUUUGUUGCGCCAGUUGACGUUCACAUAGUAUUUGAAUAUGGAAAAUGUGGUUCAGCGAAUUUAAAUCACAUUUUUUCUUCGGAUAUAUAGUUUCCUUAUUUAAAGAAGUAUGCAUGACUGCUAUUUUUUUUAAUUCAAGUUAGGAUCCGACACACUCCCUGCAGUACACACUCCCUGCAGUACACACUCCCUGCAGUACACACUCCCUGCAGUACACCCCUAGGGGUACUAGUAGCGAAAAUUGAAAAACAACAAUUUAGACUUUGAUUUUAAAUUGAUUUUGAGAUUUGAUUUAUACAUAUUUGCAGCUUUACUCUUAGGUUUGCUGGGAGUGAAUUAAAUACUACAUUUUAGAUUGUAAUUUGUAAGGAACAUAUUGUGUAAAAAAUGAUGAACUUUAAAGCCACUAUUUAAGCAUUUUAAAAUGUCUAGCUUUAGCAUUUUUGGGUGGUAGCAUUUGGAAACAGUACCCUUGAACCAAAAAAAUGUAUGUAAUACUGUAAUAAUAAUCCUUUGUCACACAAUCUGUACGAAAAUGAUCCCUGUAGGUAUAUUUGAACUGCAUUUUGACAUUUAUUACAGUGAGACGGAAUCAGUUGCUUAUGAAUGAAGAACCUUAUCUUCAUAAUCCCUUACAGUUGACCCUUUAAAUAUACGGCAUAAUGUGUUGAACUCUAACUGUUUUUGUGUGCGUCUUUCAAUCCAAAUCUGUUUGGGGGGAUGUUAAAAGCAGGAGCAUGGCCGUAGCUGUGAGGUCAUGUGACCUCCCUCCUUGUAAAAUGUUGUUAACAGCCCUGUUCAGAAACCACUUUUGUUCAACUGCACUGAAUUUGUGUGUGUGUGUGUGUGUGUGUGUGUGUGUAUGUGUGUGUGUGUGUGUGUGUGUGUGUGUGUGAUCCACUUAGUGUCAUGUACAGCUGUGAUGUAUUCCAAAAACAUCUCACACCCUCUCUGUUUGGUACAGUCCUCCCUGCUUUUUUAUCCAUUUGACUUUUUAUCGCCCCCUCUCUGUUUGGUACAGUCCUCCCUGCUUUUAAAAAAAUCUGUUUUACUUUAAUCUUUCUGUUUCUUUACUUCAUUGGGUGUUUCAACCCGCUCUCCUCUCCUUCCCCAUCCUCCAUCUCCUCCCGCAGCUGUUCCUCUCCCACCACCACCGCCCCUGCUUUCUGCCUCUCAGUCUUCCUCCCGCUUCAUCUUCAUCUCUAAUCAACCUCCACCCACCCUCCUGCCUCUCCCACUCUCUUCCUUUCAUCCUUCACCCUCCCCACUCGUAUACUUCUCCUUCCACCCCAUCAAACUUUUCUCCUCUUCAUCAUCUCUCUUUCCUUUCUCAUCCAUCUCCUCGCUCCCCUCCCUACUCGGCCUCGUCCCGGGCCCCCUCCCCCAUCUCUGUCCUCCGUCCUCCCGCUUUCUCGUUAGUCUAAUGGAGGCAGAGUAAUUCACUCAGCAGCGGGAUAAUGUGACAGAGCGCUUGCUCAGCCUCUGGCCUGCCAGCCAACACUGGAUGGAUGGAUAGAUGGAAAAGGGAGGUGGAAAGGUACAGAGACGAGGCAAGGAGAAAGGGACAGAGGAGGAGGAGUGGGGGGAGGGUGGAUGAGGCAGAAGGAGAGGUGGAGAUGUGAUGGAAAGAUGAAAAGACAGUCAGAAAAAUACAUCAUUGCAUAACUCUUCUCCUUAGAAAGAACUGUGUGUGAGAGUUUCAGCUUACACAGUGUGCACUGAAGAUGAAUUAUUAAAAUGUAAUUAAAAGUUGAAGACCUAAUUUAUUUAAUUAAUAAAAAACAUCCUGCUUAGAUUGACCAUACCCCAUAAUAUAGCUACAUCAUUUCACUGUAAAUGAUGUUGGAAGGUAACAACAUACAAUUAUUUUAUUACUCAAAACCAUUGUCUAAAAAAAUAUUUCACGCACCCGACUCUUAUUUUCUGUAGAAUUACUUUCUGUUUUUAUUGUACCAGUGACGCCUUGUCUGAUUCAAAUCUGCAAACAGAACAUUUGAAAGUAAUGGUUUAGCUGAUUUUGAGCCCUGAAAGUCUUGAAACUGGAUAUUUUAUGUGCAUUAAUAUAAGAACUUCCAUAUAAUAUUGUGUGUACAGGUUAUCAUCUUGAGUAUAUAUGUGUUAUUAUCAAGACGUUUUUUCUAACUUAUUAUCUGGUUUGCAAUACACAUUGAUCUUGAGUGCCCAAAAUUAACCUGUGCAAAACUUCCAUAUGUGUUGUGCACGUUAUUGUUUUGUGGAAACAAGAUAAUCCAAAUAAAUUAAGAGGUCUUUCAGAACUUUGGGGGCUUUCUAAGAAAAGAAAAUCAGUUAUGACUUCAGCUGCCUUCUCACUCCCCCCCCCCCCCCCCCCCCCCCCCCCCCAGUGUGUUGUGCAUCAUGUGUGUGUAAGUGUGUGUGUGUGAUGUCACUGUACCUGUCUGUCAACCUCUUUGCCAUUUUUAUGUAUUCACAAGGAGGGAACUGAAUCAGAGCUCUGAUUGGCUGAAUGCUGUCCCAGCAAAGUGUCUCUGUUGGCAUGUAAAGCUCCUAUUUAUGGACCGGAGUAUAUUAGUUUAGCUUUGAAAAGAACUAAAUAUGAAUAAAGGAUUGUACCUGAUGUCUAAAAUACCAGUGAAGAAUGCAUGUGUGACUGGCUGUGUGAGUGACAGCUUCUCCCAUCCAAUGGGAGACCCCCGCUUAAGCCCUCCUUCCCUUGCCCUCCUAUCAGAUCCUUGUGCAUGUCCUUCCAGUAUAUCCUUCCAAACUUGGACUGUUAUUUUCUGUAAAAUUUGUACUUUUGAACAAAACUAUUAUCAAAGUGACUAAUAUAUCUCUAAUGUUAGGUACGUUUAAUGUUAGCAAUAAAUAUAUCAGUAAAGGAAUAUAUUUGAUAUUUAAAUGCAGUGAAAAUAUAACGUGAUUAAACAACAAUGAUGAUGGAUAGAGGUUGUGUUUUAAAAGCAAUAUUAUUCUGACAAAAAAUGAGUGCCAUAAAUCCUUUUUCUGUUUGUUUGACUUGGUUUCAGUCCUCUGCCUCAUCGUUGUUUGUUCCAGUCACUAGUACUGUACGUGUUGAAGGCUUCUGUAGCUUCCCAGUAUGUCUCUGUGUAUCAUGAAUGCUGACUUGGUUAAGCUAUAGCAACAGAAAUAAAGACACCGUGCUGCUUCUGUC
This is a messenger RNA of Eleginops maclovinus (Patagonian blennie), 6335 nucleotides long. RefSeq names its product acetylcholinesterase (Yt blood group) (gene ache). Bases 294 to 2138 code for a protein of 614 amino acids. The record is from RefSeq and is a predicted model, not a curated record. Gene Ontology annotation, cellular component: plasma membrane. The transcript has 9 exons. Gene Ontology annotation, molecular function: acetylcholinesterase activity. Lineage: Eukaryota; Metazoa; Chordata; Actinopteri; Perciformes; Eleginopidae. Gene Ontology annotation, biological process: choline metabolic process; acetylcholine catabolic process.